CUGAGCGCCGCCGGCGCCCUGCGCCCCGGGAAGCGGAGGGCGAAAGGCAGCGGGCGGGGGCUGCCGGAGCCCCGCCGCCGGAGCCACGGGAUCGCCGCGCUCUGAGCGGCCGCUGCAGCCCGCGGAGGGCUCUCCCUCGCUUCUCUUCAUUUGUUUUGCCUCCUCCCUUCCAUUAUUUUUUCGGCCCUUUCUUCUCCCUUUGUUUUUGUGAUUUUAUCUCUCCCCCCUCCCCCCCCGAUACUUCCCCUUCCCCCUCGCCCAGCUCCGCGGACGUGCCCGCUCCCGCAGGAAGGCACCGGCGCUGCCCUGCGCCCACGAAGAAGGGGCCACGCCAAGCCCCCCCGGGCCCUUGAGCGGAGCUCUCCUGCGGCCGCCCGUCCUCCCUGCCGGGCGCACUGCCUCUUUGUCCUCCCGCACCGACUUUUUUAUUAUCGUUUUAAAUUAUUUUCGGUUUUAAUCCGACCUGAACAUCCCCGGGGGCGGGGAGGGGGGGAGGGGGGGCGCCCAGCGAGACGCUGCCAGACCGACCCCUGCCCAUCUCUCCUAAGGAACUCUCAUGGCUUCACAGCUGCGGACAAGUUGCCGUGCAUCUUGCUGGACUAUCGGAGUUUGCAUCCUGGCGGCCGCGCUCCUCCCAGGACUGCAAGCUCAGACUGUCUUAGUCAAUGACACAGUCUCGGGGUUCAUCGGCUCCGACGUGGUCCUGCACUGCAGCUUCACCAACCCCUUCCCCAAUGUGAAGAUCACGCAGGUCACCUGGCAGAAAGCCAGCAACGGCUCCAAGCAGAAUGUGGCCAUCUACAACCCUGCCAUGGGGGUCUCCAUCCUCUCUCCCUACAAAGAGCGAGUGACCUUCCGGAACCCUUCCUUCAAGGACGGCACCAUUCAGCUGUCGCGGCUGGAGCUGGACGAUGAGGGGGUCUACAUCUGCGAGUUUGCCACCUUCCCAACCGGCAACCGGGAGAGCCAGCUCAACCUCACCGUGCUGGCCAAGCCCACGAAUCGCAUGGAGGGCACCAAGCGGCCACUCAUUGCCAAGGCUGGCAGGACAGAAAAGAUCUUGGUAGCUACCUGCACCUCUUCUAACGGGAAGCCUCCCAGCACUGUCACCUGGGACACCAAGCUGAAAGGAGAAGCAGAGUUCCAGGAGAUCAGGAACAGCAAUGGCACCAUCACAGUGAUCAGCAGGUACCGGCUGGUGCCCAGCCGGGAGGCACACCGGCAGCAGCUCAUGUGCGUGGUCAACUACCAGCUGGAUCGCUUCACAGACAGCAUCACCCUCAACGUGCAGUAUGAGCCAGAAGUCACUAUCGAGGGCUUUGAUGGCAACUGGUUCCUCAACCGGAAGGAUGUGAAGCUGAUAUGCAAAUCGGAUGCCAACCCCCCAGCUCACACCUACGAGUGGAAGCUGCCAAAUGGGACCCUGCCAGGGAGUGUGGAGAUCCAGAACAACACCAUCUACUUCAAGGGGCCUGUGUCCUACAGCGUGGCAGGCACCUAUGUCUGCGAGGCCUCCAACGCCAUUGGCACACGGUCAGGCUUGGUGGAAGUCAAUGUCACAGAAUUUCCCUACACCCCGUCUCCAAUCGAUGAUCGCAAAUCCAUGGUGCAGCCGAACAUCCCCACACCAGUGAUUGGGGGCAUAGUGGGAGGAGUCUCGCUGGUCCUGCUGGUGGCCGUGGUGCUCUUUGUGGUCCUCCGGCGCCGCCGUCACACCUUCAAGGGUGACUACAGCACAAAGAAGCACGUGUACGGCAACGGCUACAGCAAGGCUGGCAUCCCGCAGCACCACCCCCCCAUGGCCCAAAACCUCCAGUACCCCGACGACUCGGACGACGAGAAGAAGCCAGGCCCCCUGGGCAGCAGCACCUACGAAGACGAGGAUGAGGAUGUGGGAGGCGAGCGCAAGCUGGGCGGCCCCAACAAGUACGAGGAGGAUGCCAAGCGGCCUUACUUCACGGUAGACGAGGGGGAGGCUCACCCUGAGCCUUACGACGAGCGGACACUUGGCUUCCAGUACGACCCCGAGCAGCUCGACAUAGCAGAGAACAUGGUCUCACAGAACGACGGCUCUUUUAUUUCCAAAAAGGAGUGGUACGUGUAGCUGGGCACCCCGUGGCUGCACAGCACCCCCCCACCGCACACACACAGCCUCACACCCCCCACCCCCCUCCACGAGCGAUGCCCUCCCGCUCGCCCCGCAUCCCCACCCAGCCCAGCGGAGCGCAGCAGCGCCCGGCAGCACCCGGCAGUGCCCAGCGGAGCCCAGUGGAGCCCAGCAGUGCU
Molecule: messenger RNA, 2286 nt
Organism: Pogoniulus pusillus (Red-fronted tinkerbird)
Lineage: Eukaryota; Metazoa; Chordata; Aves; Piciformes; Lybiidae
Gene: NECTIN1
Product: nectin cell adhesion molecule 1
Biological process (GO): heterophilic cell-cell adhesion; protein localization to cell junction; homophilic cell-cell adhesion
Cellular component (GO): adherens junction
Source: RefSeq, a predicted model, not a curated record